Musa acuminata AAA Group (dessert banana) is the source of this 3808-nucleotide messenger RNA. Its product is annotated as putative disease resistance RPP13-like protein 1. The record is from RefSeq and is a predicted model, not a curated record. Bases 253 to 3381 code for a protein of 1042 amino acids. The transcript has 2 exons. Gene Ontology annotation, biological process: defense response to other organism. Gene Ontology annotation, molecular function: protein binding; ADP binding. NCBI's taxonomy places the organism in Eukaryota, Viridiplantae, Streptophyta, Magnoliopsida, Zingiberales, Musaceae.
UUUGGCCGACCACUGAGAAACAAUUAAGGCAAUAAUGUAAUUUCGCUGACUUGAGUUGGAUCACAAAUUGAUCCCUAUUGUUUUAUUCGUACUGUGUGAUAUUUGAACAAGCGGAUCGUGUGGAGCUACACACUGACCAGAUAAGAAGUGGGCGUGCGGAAGGCGCAACGCGGCUUGGCCCCAAGUUUCUGGUUUCGUUGAUGGUAUAUACCAACUGAGCAUACUGAAGGGAGAAGGGUAGAAAGAAGAAGAAUGGGCGGAGGUAUCGUUUCUUCCAUCAUCAAGUGGACGGUGGAGAAGCUGCUUGCCUUGGCAACAACGACAGCUUCGUCACCGGCUGAGCCCCGGAACGAUGUCGAAGAAGAGCUAAGGAAGCUGCAGACGACGAUGUUGAGGAUCCAAGCCAAACUUGAUGACUCGGAGGAGCAGGAUAUAAGAGAUGAGCCUGUAAGGCUAUGGUUGAGUGAGCUCAAGGAUGUCGCUUAUGACGCUCAAGACGCGGUGGAGGAGUACGAAUACGAAGUGCUGCGCGCCGAAGCAGAAAGUAGAUCGAGAGGUGGCGGCCAACACAAAGGCAAGCAUGUGGAGGUAUGCGACGACUCCAUCUCUGCUCCUUCAAGGAUUUCAUUUCCAGAUGAUUUAGCAAGUAAAGUCAAGAAGAUAAGGGAGAGGUUUGAUGAGAUCACCACAGAAUGGAAAGCCCUCCGAUUGGGAAAGAAACAUGGAAAGAGACGAAGAGAUGAGUCGGGUAACUGUAGACAGACGAGUUCUUGCUUCGAUGAAUCAAUUGUUUUCGGAAGAGAAGACGAAAAGGAAAAGUUAAUCGGGUUGCUGCUAUCGGAGGUUGAUGAUGUUGGUGGCAGAGGAGGUACGGUGUCAUUAAUUCCCAUAAUUGGCAUGGGUGGAGUCGGUAAAACGACGCUAGCUCAGCUCGUAUAUAAUGAUCCCAGGGUGUCCAACUGCUUCGAUACAAGGGGAUGGGUCUGUGUUUCUGAAGAAUUUGAUGUUGUGGGUUUAACACGAAAGAUCUUGGUGUCCUUCUUCAAAACCACAGUUGAUCACACAGAAUUAAAUGAGCUUCAACAAGAACUAAAAGAAAAUUUGCAGGGAAAGAAGUUUUUGCUUGUUUUGGAUGAUGUUUGGAACGAGAAACCUAGUCUUUGGGAGUUGGUGAAAGUCCCCUUACUCAAGGCUGGAGUGGGUAAAGUCAUAGUGACUACUCGGAAUGAAUAUGUUGCCAGAAUCAUGCAGACGAUGGAGCCUUUGAGCUUGAACAUCUUAUCAUUCGACAAAUGCUGGAAGUUGUUCGAGAAGCUUGCCUUGGAAAGCUUAGAAUCCAGCAGCAGGCAUAACAAUUUGGUGGACAUCGGUCGGAAGAUCGUCGAGAAGUGCAAAGGCUUGCCGUUGGCGGUGAAGGUAAUUGCACGAGCCCUCAGUUACGAAGAUAAUGAAGACAAAUGGACGGAUAUCUUGGAAAGCGAGCGGUGGGAAUUAGUCGAUGCAAACUUGGAGAUCUUACCGGCUCUUCAAAUAAGCUAUGAUUGCUUGGCAAUAGAUCUAAAGAGGUGCUUCCGGUACCUGUCCUUAUUUCCGAAAGACACGGUUUUAUGCGAGAGAUACAUUGUCCAUUUAUGGAUGUCGCAAGGUCUUCUUCGGCCUCCAAGAAGCAAGCAAGCAGAGGAUAUUGGCAGUGAUUACGUCAGAAACUUGUUGGAAAGGUCAAUUUUGCAGAUUAAGGGGAUACGUAUAGGACAUGCCUUGGACCCCGAGGAAGAGAAAGAGUUAGUGAUGCAUGAUCUUGUUCACGAUCUAGCACAGUCUGUUGCGCAGGGGGAAUCCCUAAGCAUAGCGGCUAACAAACUCGCAAGCAUAUUUCAGCGGGAUGGCGACAAACUUCAGAAGGUUCGCCACUUAUAUCUGGUUCACGACCAGAUGACAUCCAGAGACUUGGAGGCUUUGCUGGAACUAAAACGUCUCCGGACGCUGAUAACUGCCGGACCACAUUUUAUGGAAGCGUAUACUUUUGAGUUCAUCGAUGAAUUGUUCCACAACUUGAAAUACCUACGAGCUUUGGACUUAAGCCACACCAACAUCGCAGGGCUGCCUGAUUCAAUCGGCGACCUCAAAUUACUACGCUACCUCUCCAUCGAAGGUAAUGAGACUGACAGUCUUCCAGAAUCCAUAUGCAGCCUCUACAAUUUGCAGAUUCUGAAUGUGACUGCUACAUUUGAUCUCAAGGAACUACCAAGCGGCAUAGUAAACUUGCCAAAUAUAAGGCAUCUCAUGCUAAAUGAAAGUGGCGUCGCUAUCCCUCGUGGCCUUGGAAAGUUGACGAACUUGCAAACACUAGACUGCAUCGCAUUGGGUCCGACUAGUUGGCGUUACGAGAUAGAGGAAUUGAAGGGUUUAGUGAAUCAUAGAGGAAAACUCAUCAUUUACAAUCUCAGGUAUGUGGAUAAGUAUGUUGCUCAGACAGAAACACCUCUGAAGACAAAAGAUCAUAUCGAGUUUUUGACACUGGAAUGGUAUGAAGACGCCCCUUACGAACACGAAGGCAUGGACGACGACACGACAAAGCAGGUUCUCGAAUGCUUCCGCCCACAUCCUAACCUAAAACAGCUUAUAAUAUACGCUUACGGUGGUGCCAGAUUUGCAACAUGGGUGGGGGAUUCAUCCUUCUCCAAACUAGUGAAUAUAGAGAUGGCUAUAUGCUGGAAAUGCAAUCUGCUUCCACCGUUGGGUCAACUGCCUUCUCUUAGAGUUCUUUCUAUAUAUGAUUUCCCCGGUCUCCAACGUAUUGGGCGUGAGUUUUGUGGUAUUGGUAGUGCGACAAAGGGGUUCCCCUCUCUGGAGACCUUGACGUUCUCAUGUAUAUCCAAUUGUGAAGAGUGGGAUGGAGUGGAGGCUGACGACUUUCCUCGUCUUCUCCAACUUACAAUCGAUCGUUGUCCUAAAUUGAGGAUUUUUCCUCGGCACCCAUUUUCCUCGCUGAGGAAAUUAGAAUUAAGUCAGUUUGGUGACAUCUCCGACGAUGCUCCCUUCGUUUCAUUCGACGACGACACACGUGUUUCUUCCUACCCCCCACCCCUAUUGCCUCGGUAUUUAUCAUUUCGAGGCUUUCACAGCUUUCUUAUAGAUAUGGAUCUGCCUUCACUCGAGGAGUUGAAGAUAUCACAGUGCUCAAAGUUAACGUCUGUCACGGGACUCACCAACCUCGCCUCCCUGCAUUCUUUGAUCACAGAUGAUUGUCCGUAUCUACAGUUUUCUCCGACAGAGAGGUUGUCAUCCACUCUCCAACAUCUGAAAAUUCGGAACAGUCCUUGGGUUAAGCAGUGGGAGGAGGCAGAUCAAGAUACCUCAGUUUUUCCAAACACCGGAUGAUCCAAUGACGGAAUCGGCGCUCUUUCCGCGCCCAUCACAGUCUUCAUUCUCGGGUGGCCAAAUCGAAAAUGAUCAACCGAGGUCACCUGACUACAAUCGCAUGAUUGCGCCUCUGGCUCAAGCUCCAACUGAACUACAAUUGUUUGUCGGUGGCUUCAACCCAUCCCCAGCAACACCAUUCAACUCGGUAUCACUCGGCCUUCGAUGUUGCAUAUCAAAUGUCUAAUUCUGAAGAAAUCAUGACGAAGCUAGAAAGCGGAUGCUUGCUUCAAGGGGGAGGGGAUGAUAGGGGAGGUGUUGGCUUUAUUCUCUAUGUAAUGUAAUGAGGGUGAUAAUUUUAUUUUUGCUCAAUGUAAAUUUUUUGAAGAAGGAUGUGCUAUACUACAAGGCAAGGCUAUGACAAUCCUGGUGAGUCUUUGAACUGUUU